AUGGCAGCACCUCCACCUCCUCGUUCUCCUAGACAUUUUGGUGUUCCAGUGGAAGUCACAGAGAUGGAGACCCACUUCCCGAUUCAUCCUCAUCCUGAAGGAUUGGACUAUGUCCUAGUUCAGUUGACCAUCGGGAACAGAUGCCUUGAGACUCUACAAACAUUCGGGAAGGGGAUAGCCGAUCACAAGGAUCUGUCAGUAGUGGAUGCAAAGGACCCAAAGCUUGAGAGCAAGCCUGAGCCACCUGUGUACUCAGUAGCGAGAUCCAAUUGGAGCAUGCCGGAAGAAGGGGAGAUAGUCGAGCAAGAGGAGGGACAGGAGGACAAUCAGGAGUGGGAAUGGCCAGAGGCAGAACCUGUAGCAGAGGAAGCUGAGGACGAGCCAGAGGUGAAUUUUGAAGAAGAAGAGCUUGAGGACAAAUUGGAAGAAGAAGAGGAGCUAGAAGAAAAUGAGCUUAGUGAAGAGGAGUCAGAGGAGGAUGACCUUGAGGAGGAUCCUGAGUACGACCCGGAUGGGAACGGAUGA
Molecule: messenger RNA, 525 nt
Organism: Eucalyptus grandis
Lineage: Eukaryota; Viridiplantae; Streptophyta; Magnoliopsida; Myrtales; Myrtaceae
Product: proline-, glutamic acid- and leucine-rich protein 1-like
Exons: 2
Coding region: 1-525 (174 amino acids)
Source: RefSeq, a predicted model, not a curated record